GUGAAUAUUUUCUGGUUUCUUUCCUCUGUUAAAGAAAGACAGGUAGCAGUAAAACUGACAGUACUCUGAGUAUAAUGUGAACUGUGUGUAAAUAAUGUAGCUGGAAUCUGCUCUCUGGAUCUUUAAUUUAUUUUUUCCUACAGAUCAGUGACAUCAUCACCUGUAGGCCAAAGACAGUCGAUCAAAUAAAACCAAUUGAAAGGUGAAUUGAUUAUCAAUCAAUCAUCCAUGAAAUAUCUUUGAAUAGAGAAGAGAUUUGUUUUCUGAAAUGAUCAUUUUGUUAGUAUUUGUUCUAGUUUCGUAACUAUGAGUUCAGCAGGCCCUGGUAUUGAUUAUUGAUCAGUAUCUGAUGCAGUCAGUAAAUAAACUGCAGAUUCUUUUUGAUAGUAAACCACAGAAACCUGGUGUCAGCCUGCCCAGGUUUAUAGAGGACCUUAGAGUGUGAACCUCCAGCUAGCAGCUCAUUUAUUCAGCUUCUUCUGUACAGUAUAUUCUAUUUGGAUAUUCAGGAGACAUUUAUUUAAAAGAAUAUUUUAGGGUUGAAACCUCUGAAAUAAUUCAGCUCGUGUUUAAACUGCGUUAGAUCCAGAAAUAAAACGUGAAAUCAGCUGAACACAGUUUUUAUAAAGGAAGUAAUAAAAAGAAGAAAUUCAGAGUUUAGACCUGAACUCUGAUUGGAUGUUUAGUGUCAGGUGACCUUCUGACACAGUGACACCUGUCUGUUACCUGUCUGUACAUCCAUGUCUUCUGGUUUCUUUGCUCUGUGACAGCAAACUGAAUAUCUUUGGACAAAAGCAGACAUCUGAAGAAACACUGAUCUACUUUCUUUACUAUUUUAUUGUAGAGACCAAACAGCUGAUCGAUUCAUCCAGAAAACAAUAAUUAUCAGUUGUAGCUCCAGAAUGAACCUUCAUCAAACCAAACUGCUUUUGAAGAAGUUGUGAUUUCCAUCCAGACAGAGAACAUCAUAGAAUGAAGUGUCAGGAAAGCGUGCGCUCACAUGUACUGAUAAAUGUUUCUGCAGACUUAUUACAUGAUGGAACUGAUGUUCAACCAGAGAAAGACUUCAGAUUACUGGAACAAAGCUGGAUGUGAAGCUCUGCUUGAUGCACAGUCAAGAAGAGCUUCAGGACUGAUCAGAGAAAUGAUUUAAUGAAAAAAGAAUUGUGGAAAAGAAGGCAGCUGGAAUCUAGUUUAGGGACCAGAAUGUGAAGAACAAAGCAGCAGAGACUGGACCUACAUGUAACCAAACACGGUUAUUAAACUACCAGCAUCUACUAAUCUGGGAACAGGAUAACAACUACUAACAACAUCACAGUAUUCACACAGUAAGACAACCUGAAAAACCAAACCUGAAAGUGGUGCUUUCAGGUUUGGUCCUUCUGCAUGUCAUUAACUCAGGAGGGGUUUGGAACAACCUUCAUCAGGGAGGACUGAUCUCCAGAUGUCCCUGCAGACUUCCACAUAUUUCUAGUUGUUCAUGUAAAUGUGAACCAGUUUUAUCUUGUAGCUUCAUUUACAGGUGAGUUCUUCAGGUAGAAACACAAUCAAAACAAGACUAAACACACAAUAUGAACAUUAAACGUCGUUAGACCUCUAACCUGAUACAUAAACAUGUUAGAACUAAUAACUGAAGAGAAGAGCUCUGCUCAACGGAUCACAGGUUACUGACAUCAGUGCUGAGUUUUUAUUCCUGAUAGAAUGUUUGUCUUUCAGUUGUCCAGUGGUCUGGGUUUGGUGUGGGCUCUGUGCUUCAGGACAAGUCUCCAAGACUCUGUGCGUUCUGCUGAGUCCCUUUCUACUUUUAAGAGACAAUUGAAGACUCAGUUGUUCACCUAGGCACUUAAUCUGACUCCACCUUAGGGGUAGAAGAAGUCAGGUGGUCCAAAACCCACACUGUAACAAGUUUCUGUAGUUUUUACAGUAAUAUUACUGUAAAAUGACCAAAUAUCUACUGUAGAACCUGUUUACAGUCAGUUGCUGUAGAUCUGCAAUGCAUCAUGGGUAAAAUUCACUGAGAGGCUAGAUUUACAGUGAAUAAUUUUUUACUGUAAAUCACAUUAUAGUAAAUUUGAGCGGGAAUUUUCAGCAGCACAUUUUGCAUCAACAAACAUUUUCUUCAUCAUCAUGAGAAGGAGGAGGACCAUCUUAAGAUUCUCCUGAACUUUAACAGAUGUCGUUUUCUGGACCUCGCUCAUCAAGAUUCUACUUUUUUUGUCCGUGACUCCAGCAGGGAACUCACUUCAUUAUUUUGUAAUUUUACGUUAAAUUGAAGCAGUUUGGUCCGGUAACGGCCGGUGUGUCCAACAGUAACUGAGAGAAGAAAAGAGACGCUCUCCUCAGCUAGUCAGAGGACUGGACUUUAGCUGACUACUUGCUGAUGAAAUGUUGAUAGAGUUUGGUUUUUACAUUUGUUCAUUUUUAGAAGUUAGCCAAUGUAAUGUUACCGGAUGAACGUUAAAUUUAAACCGUGGACGUUAGAGCGCGCGUGUCUCGCUCUGUGUGUGUGUUAGCUCCGUCAGUCUGUGUGUGUGUGUGUGUGUGUGUGUGUGUGUGUGUGUGUGUGUGUGUGUGUGUGUGUGUGUGUGUGUGUGUGUGUGUGUGUGUGUGUGUGUGUUAGCUCCGUCAGUUAGUGUGCGAGCUAGAUGUGUUAGCUUCGUCCGUUAGCUCCGUCUGUUUGGUAAAUUUUAUCUCUCGUUUUUCUGCUGUUCGCUGCUGAGACGAAUCUGAUGACCAAAGCAGGCCAGACAAACAACACAUUGAAAGAUUUCUGUCAGGAUAAAUCCAGAGCAGAUAAGUGUGCCUCCAAGGUUCAAGCAGACGUUACUGGUACUGGUCAGAUGGUGCUAUGAGAAAAUGGGUCCCUUGGUCCACAUGUGGAAUCAUUCAGCUGGGACAGAACAGCUAAUACCAGAUGUCGACUGUAGCCCAGGAAGAGGAUUCCAUCCCAGAAACAAAUCUCCAAUUCAGGAUGAGGAAUGUACUUCAACAGCAAGUCCAGGAUUAAUAAAUCAUUCAAUGCGUCUUUGGAAGAUGUUCCUCCAUGCUGGAUGGAUCUCCAACAACCUGCUCCUCUGUUCUCUGUUUCUGCUGCAUUUAUUUAUUCAUCCCUGAGGUUGGAUUUUGCUCUCAGUCUGACACAGGCGUGAACUAACCGUGACGUCACCCGUUGGUUUCAACGCCGAGAAAAUGAAGCCCGGAUUUUGCUACUUCCUGGUCGCCGUUUUGGAUUUUUUGGAGCCAGUGACGUAAAAAGCGUCAUCAAACAGACUGGACCGGAGAGCAACUAGGGGCAGGAUUGGCUGAGGACUCUCUUAUCCCGCCCACGUUUUACCGCAGAGGCUUCUGUUGCUGUCUAUCAAGUAUAGCCACGCCCCCUGGCUCCGCCAACUUUAACGAUUUAUUUAAAAUUCAGUAUUGAUUUAUUUUAAGAUCGGCCACCUGAUCUCUCAUUUUGACCAUGAAAACUAACGGGAAAAAAUCCUGAGCUGUAGAACAUCAGUCUAUCAAAUUUUAUUUUUUCCAAAAAUGAAUUGGGGUCUAUGGAGAAAAAGCUUUUUGAGCCAACCCUAGCGGACGGCGUGAUAUUGCAAGUUUUUGACACUUCCGGGUUGGCUUCAAUUCUGGAGCCAGAUGCUACGUCCAUCUUUAUAUACAGUCUAUGGUCUGACACUGUUUUGCUGCAGUACCAACGUACGCCACCAGGAGGAGCAACAAUGUGGUUCUAACUGUAAUAUCUGCAUCUGGAGGAACAGGUGGUUGAAACAAACCAACAGUCAGAGCAGAAGGUGAAGUUCUGGCUGCAGAUGAAUCCCAUUCAAAGAUCAAACUGACGGUGAGGAAGCAGCGUCGACACGAAGCAGCUUCACUCCGUCAGUUCUGCAUUAAAGGUUGCAACAGAAGGCAGGAAACACUUCAUGACACAGUCAACGUCUCUGCAUCACACUGAUACCACAGAGGGAGGAGGAGGUGCUGCAGGGCGCCACUUCACAGGAGGAGGCCCAAGCAGGAGGACGUCCAGCAGAAGCUCCAAGCUGCAUGAAAACUAAGAACAGAGGAGGAAAGACGUCGAGGGGAACAGAGGAGGACAAAAGUUUAGAAAGACGAAGUGAGACAGGAGACGAGUGGACGAAGGUGGAGCACCAGGAGGAGCAGAAGAACCAGAGGAGAGGAGGAGCUGUGGCGUCGCCAUGGAGGAGGACAUCAGGAAGCAGGGGAUGCUCUACCUGCAGCAGCAGAGGUUUGGAAAGAAGUGGAAGCGUGUGUGGUGUGUCCUGUACAGAGAAAGUUCCUGUUCCAUCUCCAGACUGGAGUUCUUUGAGUGUAAAGAUGGAGGGAACGUGGAGAAGAACGACAAAAGUCUCCGUAAGCAGCAGGAACACAAGAAGGUGAUCCGUCUGUCCGACUGUAUCCGGGUGUCGGAGGUGGAGAUGGACGGCUGUCCCAGAGACACCGGACCCUUCCUGGUGGAGACCACCGACAAGAUCUACGUGUUUGCCGCCGACCGGAACCAGCUGGACGAGUGGACGCACAAACUGUGUGAGAUCGCGUUUCCUAUGAGCUGGAUGGAUCCUGGAGUGAAGAGAGGAAGUCUGCAGAGAGCAGCCAGAGUGGAGGAAGACCAAGGAAUGGAGGACAACUUCCUGUACAGCGGCCGAGACACAGGCCGGGACUUCAGAGUCUCUGUUCGGAGGACGGAGGCGUCUGAUCGCUGCCGGCUGAAAGGAGACGGCAUCCUGAGAGCGGAUGGAGACGCUCUGCACCUGCUGGACAGGACAGGUGACUUCCUGUACACCUGGCCGUACAGGUACCUGAGACGCUUCGGACGGGACAAGUCCACCUUCUCCUUUGAGGCGGGGCGUCGCUGUGAUUCAGGGGAAGGAAGCUUCGAGUUCGACACCAAGCAGGGAAAUCUGCUGUUCCAGGCGGUGGAGGCUGCAAUUAACCUGCAGAAAGUCUCUGCCCCCCUCAGACAGACCUCCGGUGGCGGACAGGCAGCUGACGGAGUUUACAGCAUGGUGGCCGAACCUCCAGCCCUCCACAUGGUUCAUCACAAAGACAAAGAGAGUUCUGCAGCUCAGCAGCCACAGCGCCCCCCGCUGUCUCGUCUGGAGCCUCCGGUCGACAAAGCUCUGACCGGCGUUAAGAGUCUGACUCUGGACCCUCGCGGCGGCUCCGCCCCCAGAAAGAACCAGGUGAAGAUGAUCUCCAGCUGCCCGCUGCCACAUGAGUCAGGCCCCGCCCCCAAGCCUGGCCCCGCCCCCAACCAGGACCAGACCUACUCUCAGAUAACACUGUCGGCUGAGCGACAGAGCAGAAGCAUAGCGAAGCGUAGCGGCAGCGUGGCUCCGCCCAUCACGCCGCCGCUGGUCUCCAAGGAGCCCGAGUACUCGCUGCCCUUCGACACCAUCGCCAGCGCCGUCAUGGCCAACCUGCUGGACCCGCGGCCUCCUGGCGCCGACCCGCUCUACGACAGCAUCGACGAGAUGAAGAUCAGGAACGUGUUCGAGGGCGUGAAGGUGGAGCACAUCUACGACGAGCCCGAAGGCUGCGCUGCCGCCACUGCCAGACCGUUCCCGACCGGUUCGGUGUACGACGACCCUGAGGAGAUGAGGGGCGACGCCUGGAGGAUCAUGGGAACUCCUGCCGACCCCAAAGGUCACGAGUUUCCCUACAACCCCCGAGCCGACGACUACGCCGUCCCCAAACGAGCCCACAGAGCAUUUCCUGCCGCCCAGAGCACCGACGAAGAAGAGCCGGAGCAGGGGGCGGAGCCAGAGGGGGAGGGGGAGGAGCAGAGGGAGGAGCUUCAGGAUUCACCGUAUACAAAUGUGAUAGUGAAAAUGUAGAAAACAGGAGAAACAGACAUCAGCAGGAAAUUGUUUCUUCUGUUCAGCAGCUGAUGCACCGAUCUGAGUCCUCCAGUAGGGGGCAGCGUCUCACCUCUUAUCAUGAAUACAUGUCAGCCAAUCAGAACACACCAAACACAUCAUGUGACUGCUGGAGUUUUAUUAUGUCAGUAACUCAAGUAUCUGUAGAUUAAUGUUAGAAUCACAUGUUAAAGUCUGUAGUAUGUUAAUAAUGUCAUGUAUGAAGGACACACACACACAUUUAAUAAACAGGUUAAUAAGUUAAUGUUAGUAUGAGGUGAAAGUUAGAUUAAGAUUUCAUUGAUGUUUAAUUAAUGUUACAUUUAGGUUUAAAUAACGUUACAUUCAACAUGAUUUUAAUUGUCUAAAUAUGGAUGUUUGUCAUAAACAGUGUAGAUGAACUCUGAUUUCUGUUUUUAUUGAUUAUUAAAGUAACGUCUGUACAGUCAUUAA
Acanthochromis polyacanthus (spiny chromis) is the source of this 6323-nucleotide messenger RNA. It is a transcript of the gene dok2, whose product is annotated as docking protein 2. Gene Ontology annotation, cellular component: cytoplasm. The coding region runs from base 4191 to 5849 and encodes 552 amino acids. The record is from RefSeq and is a predicted model, not a curated record. The transcript has 12 exons. Lineage: Eukaryota; Metazoa; Chordata; Actinopteri; Pomacentridae. Gene Ontology annotation, biological process: positive regulation of MAPK cascade; cell surface receptor protein tyrosine kinase signaling pathway.